This is a messenger RNA of Coniophora puteana RWD-64-598 SS2, 1715 nucleotides long. RefSeq names its product acyl-CoA dehydrogenase NM domain-like protein. The coding region runs from base 69 to 1628 and encodes 519 amino acids. The record is from RefSeq and is a predicted model, not a curated record. The transcript is spliced from 18 exons. Gene Ontology annotation, molecular function: flavin adenine dinucleotide binding; heme binding; acyl-CoA dehydrogenase activity. NCBI's taxonomy places the organism in Eukaryota, Fungi, Basidiomycota, Agaricomycetes, Boletales, Coniophoraceae.
CGGAAUCCAUACCGAGUGCUGAAGCUGGAACAUUUCCUCCUGCCUCUUUCACCAUCCAACGCGCAGCAAUGGCCACGAAGACGCUCAAGAUAAUUAGCAGGGAGGAAGUUGCGAAGCACAAUACCCCAGAUGACCUUUGGAUCAUCGUGGAUGCCAAAGUGUACGACGUCUCCCGGUUCAAGGACCUCCACCCCGGUGGCGCAUCCGUGUUCAGGGUCGAGGAAAUAGCUGGCCAGGACGCCACCGAGGCGUUCUACGGUCUCCACCGGCACGAGGUCCUCAAGCGGCCCCAGUACGCGCGUCUGCAGAUAGGCAAGAUCGAGGGCGAGGAGAGCAUCAUCUUCUCCCGCGAAGUCGGCACGAACAGCGAGGUGCCGUAUGGUGAGCCGUCGUGGCUCGGCAAGGGGUUUCACAGCCCGUACUACAAGGAGAGCCACAGGCGGCUGCAGCGAGAACUGCGCAAGUUCGUGGAUGAGGUUAUCAUGCCGGAUGCUUUCGCACGGGAAGGAGAUGGAAAGCGGCCAAGCCAGGACGUCAUCAAGGCUGCCAAUGAUUUUGGUAUCCUUGCUAUGCGUAUGGGCCCAGGAAAGCACUUGAAGGGACUCACUCUUGCAAACGGGGCUGUUACGCCAGAAGAGUUCGACUGUUUCCACGAGUUCAUCGUUCUCCAAGAAAUUGCGCUUCCCGGUCAGCGUGGCUACAGCGACGGGUUUCAAAGCGGAUGCGUUAUUGGCCUCUCGCCCGUCCUUAACUUCGCUUCCCCGACAGUACAGGCGAAAGUUGUGCCCGACGUCCUUCAAAACGGCAAGUUCAUCGCGCUCGCCAUCUCGGAAGCAUUCGCAGGGAGCGACGUCGCCGGCAUCCAGACUACCGCGAAGAAGACGGAGGAUGGCAAGCAUUGGAUCGUCAAUGGCCACAAGAAGUGGAUUACGAAUGGCAUGUGGGCGGAUUACUUCACCGUUGGCUGCAAGACAGAGAAAGGUCACACGGUCAUUCUCGUCGAGCGCCAGGAUGGUGUCGAGACGAAGCCCAUCAAGACGAGCUACUCGCCGACCGCUGGAACUGCAUUGGUCACCUUUGAGGACGUGAAGGUUCCAGUAGAGAACACUAUUGGGAAGGAAGGCGAUGGCAUCUACGUUAUGCUCUCCAACUUCAACCAUGAGCGAUGGAUGAUCACCGUUCUCGCAGCGCGUUGCCAGCGGAUCAUUCUGGAGGAUUGCCUGAAAUGGGUCAACCAGCGCAAGGCCUUCGGCAAGCCUCUGUCAUCGCAAGCGGUCGUUCGUAGCAAGAUUGCGAGGAUGGUCGCGCGAGUGGAGAGUACCCACAACUGGCUAGAAAACAUCACCAUGCAGAUGUGCCACAUGUCGUAUAAGGAACAAGCUGCAAAGCUUGCUGGUCCUAUCGCCCUUGCCAAGAUGUAUGCGACACAGUGCUCGCAAGACAUUGCCGAAGAUGCCGUUCAGGUUUUCGGCGGACGCGGUAUCACGCAAACUGGCAUGGGCCACGCCAUCGAACAUUUCCACCGGACAGUAACCUUUGACACAAUCCUUGGUGGAACUGAGGAUGUUCUCGGUGACCUCGGGGUUCGCCAGGCCAUUAGGCAGAUGCCAAAGAACGCCAGGCUGUGAGGCUAAUAUGUAGCUUCAAAAUACCUAAUUCUCUACGUAUGCAUAUGACACGACUUGUACCGAUCUAACAUAAACCGUUUGUGCAAC